Rotaria sp. Silwood1 is the source of this 717-nucleotide messenger RNA. The record is from the annotation of a GenBank genome assembly. Lineage: Eukaryota; Metazoa; Rotifera; Eurotatoria; Philodinida; Philodinidae.
AUGAAGAUUAGUCCUCUAGUCUCAUUUGUAUUCAUAUCUACAUGGACAAUAACCAGUUAUCUGGUGAAUGGAUACGUUUGGAACGAGUCAGUCAGAUCGAUAAGCAAGCGCUAUGUCGAGGAUCCGCCUCCUAAUCCUCCAAAAUAUCCUCCAAGAUGGACAGCAACGGCAUUUUUCGAAUUUGUCAAUGCAUCGAAUAGUUCGCCUGCUGGUGCUGGUAUCUUAUAUCAGUUAAUCGAUUCAAUCAAUCAAAAAUUUCGAGCCGAUGAUUUCUAUUUUGCUGGAACAUUUCCUUUUCCCUAUGAUACUUUUUUUUCAUCAACAGACUCUCUCAACAAGUAUCAAUACUAUGCCAGUCUUACACCAAAUGGAAUAUCCUGUGUUAUAUAUCCAGGAAAUCCUGCCACACUCUCACAAAAUUGGAUUGCAGAGUUAUGUUCAUAUAAUUCGACACUAUAUUAUCAGACAACCAAAGCUUAUAGAUGGAAUUGUGCAACAGACGUUGUAACUUGGUUUACCGAUACAGCAGCUAAUGAUGGACGUCUCAUUUAUCAACAUACAAUUCCACAGCCAUUAUUUGAUGUAUAUCAGUAUUUAUGGUUUACAAACUAUACGGUUGUUGAAGAAGAAUUCGAUCCAAGCAUCUUCAUUCCACCGAAAGGAUGGAAUUGUCCAGAUUAUAAACUGCCCAAUCCGGAAAGCAUAUCUUUUGCAUAA